Messenger RNA from Oppiella nova, 582 nucleotides. Lineage: Eukaryota; Metazoa; Arthropoda; Arachnida; Sarcoptiformes; Oppiidae. The record is from the annotation of a GenBank genome assembly.
CUCCAUGUCCUGCAACUGGAGGGCACUAAUUAUAACAGUUUCCCGCAGUUUGUCAAACAAGUGGAGGCCAUAGUGGGUGACCAGGGUAUAGAUACCCUGAUAAAUAACGCGGGUAUCGCUAUUACAACAUUUCUGGAUUCAGUGACCGCUGAGGAUAUGCUUAAGAAUUUUGAAGUGAAUUCUGUGGCACCGCUUAUGUUAACCAAAGCAUUGCUGCCAUUGCUUAAGACAUCAGCACCAUCUCGAAAGACCUCGGUCAUUAAUAUAUCAUCCACUCUUGGGUCUAUUGAGCUAAAUACUGAACCCGAGGUCAACAUAUACCCUGAUGCCAACGUAUACCCGUACCGUACGAGUAAGGCUGCACUCAAUAUGAUCACCAAAUGUCUGGCGGUUGACCUCAAACCACACAAUAUCCAUGUGAUCAGUAUAUGUCCGGGUCAUCUGAAAACAGAUAUGGGUGGACCUAAUGCUGCGUUGGAAGUGAGCACCGGUGUGUCGGGUGUGAUGAAUGUUAUUAAGACCAUGGUCACUGAUGAUAAUUUGGGAAAACUCAUUAAUCAUGAGGGCUCAAUAGUACCAUAU